AGCGAUCAGCCAAGUGGCAAUUUCCUGCCCUUAAAAGCGACCUGUGCCGGGGCGAGGCAGCAUUCCUCGUCUUUCGACCAUGAAGUUUGCUGUGGCGCUCCUCGUGCUGGUGGCAGCCAGCCUCGCCUCCUGCGGGCGGCUGGCCCUCGAACCCAGGAAGGCGACCCGAGACGGCACCGACAAGCUCCCGAAGGCCGCUUUCCGCCAAGACCACUCCACGGCGUCCUCGUUCGAAGGAGACUACUGGACCAGCGCUUCCUCCGCCUCCGGAAGCCCCCCUUCCCCACAGGCUACCACGACCAAACCCCCUGUUGUGAACCCGACAGCCAACCCACCAACGUCUGGGGGAUGCCAGUGCGGGGUUGCCAACCCAAUGCGCAUCGUGGGCGGGACAGAAGUCCAACCCGCCCACAAGUACCCGUGGCAAAUAGGUCUCAAAAAUAGGGGAGGAACCUCCUACUGGUGCGGCGGCGCUGUCAUCAACGACCGCUACAUCCUGACCGCCGCCCACUGCUUUUUUGACUCCAACGGCAACCAGGAGCCUGCCGAGGACCUCGUGGUGGGCGUGGGUGACCACCUCAUGAGCUCCACGUCCGACGACGUGGCGGCGACGAAGACGAUCGGCGUGGCGGAGGUCAUCCUCCACCCCUCCUACGACUCGGACGACUUUGAUAAUGACGUCGCGCUCGUCAAACUGUCCGAAGUCCUGGCCUUCUCGGCGGAGGUGCGCCCCGUCUGCCUCCCAGAGGACGACAGCAAAACCUACGCGGGCGCAGCUGGCAUUGCCUCCGGCUGGGGCACGCUGUCCUCGGGGGGAAACCAGCCCAAUCAGCUGAUGGAGGUGACCUUGCCCAUCCUGGAGCCCAGCUGCUGGGGCCAGACGGUGACCGACCGGAUGCUGUGUGCGGGAUACGCGGAGGGCGGCAAGGACACCUGCCAGGGCGACUCCGGAGGACCUCUGUGUGUGGUGGAGGGCGACAGGUAUUAUGAGGUCGGCGUGACGUCCCACGGCAGCGGCUGUGCUGACGCCAACAGCCCCGGAGUGUACUCCAGGGUCAGCAAGUUCCUCUCCUGGAUCAAGGCCAACACCGCCGACGCCACCUACUGCUAAGCCUCCGCCGGGCCCUUGAGGCCGACCCUGUAUCCGGCCUCGAAUAAAAUUUCAGUCGCAUCCAUAU
This is a messenger RNA of Penaeus vannamei (Pacific white shrimp), 1178 nucleotides long. Its product is annotated as trypsin-1. NCBI's taxonomy places the organism in Eukaryota, Metazoa, Arthropoda, Malacostraca, Decapoda, Penaeidae. Gene Ontology annotation, biological process: proteolysis. Gene Ontology annotation, molecular function: serine-type endopeptidase activity. The record is from RefSeq and is a predicted model, not a curated record.